AUGGAAAAAUAUUACUGGAUAAAGGAAAUAACAUUGGAAUCGUGUCAAAUUAAGAAGGGAGAUAAAAAGUCUGUCGAAAUGAUUGAAUGUGAUACAAAUUAUAAUAAAGUAUUAAAUUCUAUAAAAGAAGACAAUGAAGCAUUACAUUUACAAUUAGCUGCCGAAAAAGGGUAAAAAAAGAUUUUAUUUGAUUGUUUCAAAAAAAUUAGAGCUAGAUCAAUAAUUAAAUACCAAAAGAAAAAACUGAAUUGUCUACGACUCUAGACAAUAAUAAUUCGUUAGUAUUAAAACUCAAGGACCACGAUACGACUAUUAGGAAUAAAGAGUUGUUAAUGAACAAUUUGACAAAAAAUAUAAGUUCUGCAGAAGAAAGAUUGAAAAUUCAAGAUGCAAAGAUAUUUGAAAUGAAAAAUUACGUUAUUCUGCUUGAUGCAGAGCUAAACGAAUAUAAAGAUAAACAAUUCUACCUAGAUCUUAAAUUUAAAAAAGACAACGAGUUAAAGAUAAAAAGUGAUGAGUUAUAUAAUAAAUUGAAGAUAAAAUACGAUGAGUUAAACAACAAGGUGUUAAAUGUAAAAUUGUCUGAACUCGACCGUUUAACAAAGCAUUUCAAUGGAAAUAUAGAGUCCUUGAAACAAAUUAUGGCUGAAAUAACACAGAAGCUUACUCAACGCGAUGACGAAUUAUGCGAAUGUGUAAAGCAGAAAAAUAAUGUACAAUCCGGAAAUAAAUUAUUAAUGGAAUCACAUAGUAAAUUAUUAACAAGGUUCAAUACACUUAAAAUACAAUGCGAUGAACAAACUAAAACCAUUGACAUGAAAAAUGAUACGGAAGAAUCUUUGACAACUGAAUUGGACACCGUGAAAGAAACGCUACAGAUGAAAGAUGCUGAUUUGAUGAAACUGCAUCUGAGAAUUUCCGAACUUACGGAAGAGUUAAGCUAUUUAAAAUGA
This is a messenger RNA of Cinara cedri, 953 nucleotides long. The record is from the annotation of a GenBank genome assembly. Lineage: Eukaryota; Metazoa; Arthropoda; Insecta; Hemiptera; Aphididae.